AUGGCGACCUCCCACAAGUUAACAGAACACUUCCUGACAUGCACCAUAUGUACAGAGGUGUUUGACAAGCCCUGUACACUUGUAUGUAAUCACACCUUCUGUCGGAAAUGUGUCAUCACCUACACCAAAACCAGACCAGAAGCCACCAGUGCCAAGUCUCUCCUGUGUCCAUUCUGCAGCAAGAUGACGAAAGUGUCUGCCCCUGAGAGACCAGUGGAGGAGUGGGCGGAUGACGUCAAGCCUAGCUUUGUCAUCCAGGGACUCUUGGACUCGUUUGGCCCCGGAUCUAAAGAUACGACUCACUGUAGUUAUUGCAAGGAGGAAGGGGAGACAACUCCAGCUACAACUUGGUGCUCUGUUUGUGACGACGCACUCUGUGAACGAUGUAUUCGAGUACACAAACGAAUUCCAUCUUCCCGACACCAUGACGUAGUUGACCUGUCUGGUGAGACAAAGGUUAGGGUCAAUAGAAAGGUCAUGUAUAAAAUUCACAAAGAUGAGAAUAUCAAAUAUAUUUGUAAAGAUUGUCAAACAGCUGUUUCUCAAACAUGCUGCAUUAUUCAUCACAGGAAAUGUGACUUGGUUGUUGAAAUUGAGUCUGAGAUUCCUGCAAUGAAAACCGAGCUGAGAAAGAAUAAAGAGGAUUUGUUGAAGAAACACAACGAGAUGAAAACACAUGUAAGAACACAAACCUCCAAAGUCGAUGACGCAUUAACGCUUUACUUACAAAUAGAAUCGAAUAUCAAGUCUGCAGGUCUCAAAGCAAUAGAGGCGAUCAAAGUCAAGGAACGGAAACUUUUGGCUGAACUGAAAGAAAUGUCUGGCAGACACAUUGGAGAACUGAAAGCAGACAUAAAGUCAGGUGAGAUGUCAGUACAGAUGUACAAACAACAGGCUGAGCUGAUAGACCAAACUCUACAAUCUGAGUGUGACAUGGGUGUGUAUGAGAUGUACCAGGGAUGUGAGGCCGGUGAUGUGGAGGCUGUCGGAGUCGCAGAGCUAAAAGAGAAGGGGGGAAUAGCCAGGAUCAUGUUCAGACAGGACACGGACAAGCUGAGUAGAGCACUGGACGAUCUACAGCUGGGUGAGAUAGACGUC
Messenger RNA from Haliotis rufescens (red abalone), 1098 nucleotides. Its product is annotated as E3 ubiquitin-protein ligase TRIM56-like. The transcript has 2 exons. The record is from RefSeq and is a predicted model, not a curated record. NCBI's taxonomy places the organism in Eukaryota, Metazoa, Mollusca, Gastropoda, Lepetellida, Haliotidae. The annotation marks the transcript as partial. Gene Ontology annotation, molecular function: zinc ion binding.